AUGUUGUUGGCAAAAGGUUGGCUACAAAUUUCAGAAGAUAGCAUUACUGGAAGUCAACAACGUGAUAAAGAGUUAUGGAGACGAAUUACUGCAUACUAUGAAAAAAGCAACACGUCGAACAUUGCAAGAACUCAAGCCAACCUCAAAACGCAUUGGCAUUACAUGAACCCAUUUGCAGUUGCAUUUAAUCAAAUGUAUAUAGUGUUGAAAAGUCAACACCUCAGUGGAUGGUCUGAGGAUGAUCUCAAACGUGCAACUUUUGAGCAUUAUCAUGCUAGAUAUGGUGCCGAUUUUAGGCACGAACAUAUUUGGAAUAUCGUUAAAAAUGAACAGAAAUGGAAAGGUUCAAGCACUGCAUUUGGGGAAUCUAUGUCUUCAUCAAAUACAUAA
This is a messenger RNA of Lactuca saligna, 390 nucleotides long. NCBI's taxonomy places the organism in Eukaryota, Viridiplantae, Streptophyta, Magnoliopsida, Asterales, Asteraceae. The record is from the annotation of a GenBank genome assembly.